GGGGACUUCAGAUGGUGCCGCGAUCGUCGGAAGGCACCGUCGCCGCCAUCGCUGCUGCCGAUUCGCUCGUCGACUUCGGGUCAACGCGGGCCUCCGCCGAAGCCCAGGCCGCCGGCUCGCCCGCAGACAUCGCGAGGGCGGUCCGGGAGAUCCUGGUGGCGGCCGCGUGCGACAAGGUGUCCAAGGUGUUUGUCGAGUCGCUCGCGGUGCUCGAGGAGCUCGUGUCGGAUGGCCGCAUGGACUCGCUGUCCAUGGAGGACUUCGUGGCGCUGCUCCGCGGCCAGGAGCCUGGUGCCACCGAGGACGCCGACCCCUCUGGGGACGUCCUGGUGGUGCUGCUCGACCAGUCCGACGCGGCGGGUGGGUCGAGCCAGGCGGGGUGUGCCCCCGCUGGCGGCACAGAGUUGCCGUCGGCUCGGAGACAGGACAGGGGAC
Molecule: messenger RNA, 435 nt
Organism: Prorocentrum cordatum
Lineage: Eukaryota; Dinophyceae; Prorocentrales; Prorocentraceae
Source: the annotation of a GenBank genome assembly